CAAGGUGGUGGUGACCCAGUUCUGCCCUAGUUCUAUUCACCAGAAGCAGGGUGAACCAGACAAACGUCGGACCAAUGAAGGGAAGUCUUGGAGCCGAAAGAGCAGCGGAAUGCAAAGAAACCUGUUUGUGUUCAAGCCACAAUUUUAGAAACUUCUACUCAUCUUCAUGACAACAUGGUUUGCAGGUUUCCUUUAUCAAUCAGACCUGUCUCACUGCAAAGCCGGGGACCCCAGCAAGCUCUGUGUCUCCCGUGAGGACUUUGGAGACGGGACAAGAUUCUCUGCUGGGUUCGAGGACAGCUGUGGGUUGCAGACCUUCAAGAGACCUCUGCUCUCUGCGUAACACCGUUUGAUCCCUCUCAAAGUUUAACGGGAGCACACAUCAGUACAUCCUGCCUCGUCUGUCUGAUCUCUGGCAACCCACUGUAUACAGUCUCCCCGUCCAAGACAGAUCAUUCCAAUUGGGACGUUGCACAGGUUGGAGAUCCCUCCCUGAGAAGGAAAAUAAUAACAAUGCCAUGAUCCCGUCCCUCCCUCCUGUGACGUCUACAUUCAGCUGUUUUACUCUGCACUGGCCUGGAUUUCUGACUUACAAAUAAAAACAAACACUGUGUCAAAGCUGCAAGGACAGAAAGGAGAGACUCGAGCACUUUAAGGACAUAAAACACGCCUUUUUUUUUUUGGUUUAACAAGUGGCCUUUGCCUGCAACAAUGCAGGUGUCUUUUGCAUGCACGGACCAUGGGCUGAAAGCCCCUCGUAAUGGUGAGCACAGCAAGCAAAACGCCACCAGCCCCAACACAACCAGUCAUGCCCGGGCUCGCUUUCGCACCGUGGCUCUGAUCGCACGCAGCCUGGGCUCCUUCACCCACCGAUACCACCACAACCUGAAGGAGUCAACCGCCAAGCAGACUGGCAUGAAGUACAGGAACCUGGGAAAAUCUGGGCUGCGUGUCUCCUGUCUGGGGCUUGGAACAUGGGUAACAUUUGGCGGUCAGAUCUCAGACGAGGUUGCAGAGCAGCUGAUGACGAUUGCUUAUGAAAGUGGAGUUAACCUGUUCGACACGGCAGAGGUUUACUCCACAGGGAAAGCUGAAAUCCUUCUGGGAAACAUCAUCAGGAAGAAGUGUUGGAGGAGAUCCAGUCUGGUGAUCACCACAAAGCUCUAUUGGGGGGGAAAAGCAGAGACAGAGAGAGGCCUCAACAGAAAACACAUCAUAGAAGGACUGAAGAGUUCCCUUCAGAGGAUGCAACUCGAGUAUGUGGAUGUGGUUUUUGCCAAUCGAACAGACAGCAACACUCCCAUGGAAGAGAUAGUGAGAGCAAUGACGCAUGUGAUCAAUCAGGGGAUGGCCAUGUACUGGGGAACGUCUCGCUGGUCUGCCAUGGAGAUCAUGGAAGCAUAUUCAGUGGCCCGACAGUUUAAUCUGAUUCCACCUGUGUGCGAGCAGGCUGAGUAUAAUUUCUUCCAGAGGGAGAAAGUGGAAACUCAGCUUCCAGAGCUCUAUCACAAAAUAGGUGUGGGUGUUGUCUCUUGGUCCCCUUUGGCCUGUGGAAUUAUCACUGGAAAGUAUGAAAACGGCAUCCCAGAGUCCUCCAGAGCUGCAAUGAAGCCAUACCAGUGGUUAAGGGAGAAGAUAAUGAGUGAAGAUGGGAGGAAACAGCAGGCAAAGCUAAAAGAACUGACUCACAUUGCAGAGAAGCUUGGGUGUACUUUACCCCAGCUUGCCAUAGCUUGGUGUCUGAGGAACGAGGGGGUAAGUUCGGUGCUCAUCGGUUCCUCCAAUCCGGUCCAACUAACAGAAAACUUGGGAGCCAUUCAGGUAAUUCCAAAGAUUACAACAGGCAUUGCCUCUGAAGUGGAUCAUUUACUGGGCAACCGUCCACACAGUAAAAAGGACUUCCACCAUUAGAGAAAGAUCCAAGCAAGCUAUGCUAAAAAAAAGCAACGAGAAUCGCUUUUCACAGCCAUUGUCGCAUCCAGUCUUGUGUGAAAAAGAUUCAUCCUCUCUCAAUUCCAUUGUUUUUGAGUCCUUGAACGUCAUUUAAAUUAUGCAUAAAUAUUUUCCUAUGUUCAAGUAUUAAUAAACAUCAUCAAACUGAAACAAAAUUGAAACUAAUUUGUUUGACAUAAAGUUAGAUUAAACACAAAAUAAGUGUAAAAUCAAAGACAUCUUUUCUUCUUGCUUUGUAAGAAACUGGGUAAGUAUCACCCAGAUACUGUUAAUGGAAUUCAAAUGAAUGUAAUCAUCACCAUCUAGUAGUCAUGAGAUAAAAUGUUUUUAUGAUCAUGGAAGAAAACAUUUUAGAGUUUGUUGGACUAAAAUACAGAAGUUUGCAGAUCAAAUGCCAAACAAAAAUCAACAGAGCUCUUUAAAAACAGCAAUUUCAAAAACUGAUAGAAAACUAAUGAGUAUUUACUUUCAAUAAGUGUUUCAAAAGUAGAAGUUUACUUUGUUUCCAUUCACUGUUUGGUUAAAUUUUUUCAGCCAGUUGUACAUGUCGUCCUAUACUGACUUUUUUCCAUCACUUGGUAAGUUCCAGCAGUUUUUAAAUAAUGUCAUCAAAAGUCUCACAAUUGACAGUGGAUGCUCCUUUUUCACAUGAGUGUAUUGCUUGCACAGGGUUGCUUGGAUGAUUUAUGACUGUGUAAAUGUGAAUGCAAAAUAUGCUCUGCUUGGCCCUCAUGGUACAUUAUUGCAAAAAGACAAAGCAUGCAAAGCAACAGCUAAAGCAGCCAGCCACAUGAGUAAAUACAAUCUUCAAAGUUGUUACCUUGAGGUAAAACUUCUUCCACUCCAAAAAAUUGUGCAAGAAGGUGCAGAAUCACAAACACGCUGCAGCAAGUUACUGUGUUAUUAGGACAUUUAAAAAAAAAUGAUGGAAACUGUGCAUAAAAAGGAAACUUCUUGAGGAAUUUCUAAUCUUGAAGCACCUCCUUAGUUUAUGGCAGGGUUUGACCACAGCAAAACUGUUAGGUGUCCGAGUUAUCAUAGCAUAACAAAAAUCUGUGUUAUUUUAUUUUUAAACUGUGUGCAAAAAACUGAGAAAAUAUUAAGAUGAUAUGUUUAUAUUUUGAGCCAGGUGCAUUAAAGAUAUAGUGUCACUCUGAAUGAUAAUUUCAGUUCGGAAUGAAGUAAAAACUGUUCACAAUGAUGUUGCUCAUCGCAUCUUUAACAUGAACUGACUGUUUUAUGAUUCUACCUGUUAAUAAUUAUUUUUAAUUAUUACUUAUGCAAAAACUAAAUUUAAUUUUAUGGUGUGCACCUUCAACUCUUUUCUGUCGAACUGUUCCAGAGUUUGAGUCAUUAAAGAUAAAUAUCUGGUUGGUUGGUUUCAUUUCAGUCAUUGUUGUGGAUAGAACAUUUGUCUUCUUGAAUUUAGGUAGGUGAUUUUCCCCAAGGGAGAACUUGUGACUAAAAAUAUUGCCUUGUGGAUGAUAAAGAAACUCUCUGGUAAGAGAAAAAAGAACCCUAUGGACCCUACAAAUAGCACCUGGAACAAACAGAUGGUGUAUUUAUGUAACAUUAUCUCAGCUGUUUUCUUUUAUUUCAUUGUAUUGCUCAUUAAAUUUGUACAUGAAAAAAACAGCCUAGUUUAAUGUAUGUGUUUUACAUAUAUAUUUAUUUAUUUUAUUUUUUGUUAAUGUAAUGGAUGCCUUGUUUUUUCUAAUGGAGUAAUAAAUAAAAUAAAAUCAUUAUGGACUAAA
Messenger RNA from Oryzias latipes (Japanese medaka), 3707 nucleotides. It is a transcript of the gene kcnab1b, whose product is annotated as potassium voltage-gated channel subfamily A regulatory beta subunit 1b. Gene Ontology annotation, molecular function: potassium channel regulator activity; voltage-gated potassium channel activity; transmembrane transporter binding. The record is from RefSeq and is a predicted model, not a curated record. Gene Ontology annotation, cellular component: juxtaparanode region of axon; membrane; voltage-gated potassium channel complex. Gene Ontology annotation, biological process: regulation of potassium ion transmembrane transport; transmembrane transport; potassium ion transport. NCBI's taxonomy places the organism in Eukaryota, Metazoa, Chordata, Actinopteri, Beloniformes, Adrianichthyidae.